Messenger RNA from Alligator mississippiensis (American alligator), 4286 nucleotides. RefSeq names its product tripartite motif containing 23 (gene TRIM23). Gene Ontology annotation, biological process: intracellular protein transport; vesicle-mediated transport. The record is from RefSeq and is a predicted model, not a curated record. Gene Ontology annotation, molecular function: GTPase activity; zinc ion binding; GTP binding. The coding region runs from base 41 to 1783 and encodes 580 amino acids. The transcript is spliced from 11 exons. NCBI's taxonomy places the organism in Eukaryota, Metazoa, Chordata, Crocodylia, Alligatoridae. Gene Ontology annotation, cellular component: cytoplasm; plasma membrane; lysosomal membrane.
UGCCUGGAGGCGGCUGCAGUUGGCUCCGCCCUGUGCCGACAUGGCGGCUCUCGGCGUAAACAAGGUCGGGGCCGGCGCGGCGUUGGAUGCCGGCCGGGGGCAGGGUAGUAGCCGCGGGCCGCCGGGGGCUGCUGUGAAGGUUUUGGAGUGCGGCGUCUGCGAAGACGUGUUUUCUUUGCAAGGCGAUAAAGUUCCUCGGCUGCUCUUGUGCGGCCACACUGUCUGCCAUGACUGCCUGACCCGCCUUCCUCUUCAUGGCAGAGCUGUUCGUUGCCCUUUUGAUCGACAAGUGACCGAACUGGGAGAUUCCGGUGUCUGGGGCUUGAAAAAAAACUUUGCUUUGUUGGAACUCUUGGAGCGACUGCAAAAUGGCUCAGCUGGCCAAUGUGGGACAACAGAAGAAGCUAUUGGCCUGUCUGGCGAGUGCAUCAUUCGCUGUGAUGAGGAUGAAGUUCACACUGCAUCUGUUUAUUGCACUGUCUGUGCUACACACCUGUGUUCAGAAUGUUCCCAGCUUACCCAUUCUACAAAGACACUAGCAAAGCAUAGGCGUGUGCCUCUUGCUGAUAAACCUCAUGAGAAGACCAUGUGCUCCCAACAUCAAGUGCAUGCUAUUGAAUUUGUCUGUUUAGAAGAAGGUUGUCAGGCCAGUCCCCUUAUGUGUUGUGUCUGCAAAGAAUAUGGAAAGCAUCAAGGUCAUAAGCAUUCUGUUUUGGAACCAGAAGCAAAUCAGAUCCGUGCAUCCAUUUUAGACAUGGCACACUGUAUAAGAACCUUCACAGAAGAAAUCUCAGAUUAUUCCAGAAAACUAAUUGGAAUAGUUCAACAAAUAGAAGGAGGAGAACAAAUAGUUGAAGAUGGAGUUGGAAUGGCCCAUACAGAACACGUCCCAGGCACUGCAGAGAAUGCUCGCUCCUGUGUCCGGGCCUAUUUUUCUGACCUCCAUGAAACCCUCUGUCGUCAGGAGGAAAUGGCUCUCAGUGUUGUUGAUGCACAUGUGCGAGAAAAAUUGAUUUGGCUUAGACAACAGCAAGAAGAUAUGACUAUCCUGUUGUCACAGGUUUCAACUGCUUGUCUUCACUGCGAAAAGACUUUACAGCAGGAUGACUGCAGAGUAGUGUUGGCCAAACAGGAAAUUACAAGGCUACUAGAAACAUUACAAAAACAGCAGCAGCAGUUUACAGAACUCGCAGAUCACAUACAGCUGGAUGCUAGCAUUCCUGUCACUUUUACAAAGGACAACAGGGUACAUAUUGGACCAAAAAUGGAGAUUCGGGUUGUGACUCUAGGGUUAGAUGGAGCUGGCAAAACGACUAUUUUAUUUAAAUUAAAGCAGGAUGAGUUCAUGCAACCUAUUCCAACCAUAGGUUUCAAUGUUGAAACGGUAGAAUAUAAAAAUCUGAAGUUUACCAUUUGGGAUGUUGGAGGGAAACACAAGUUGAGGCCUCUGUGGAAGCAUUAUUACCUGAAUACACAAGCCGUAGUGUUUGUUGUGGAUAGCAGUCACAGAGACAGGGUCAGUGAAGCUCACAGUGAACUUGCAAAACUACUAACAGAGAAGGAAUUGCGUGAUGCCUUGCUGCUGAUCUUUGCCAAUAAGCAGGAUGUUGCAGGUGCUCUCUCGGUAGAAGAAAUUACAGAAUUGCUGAGUCUGCACAAACUCUGCUGUGGCCGUAGCUGGUAUAUACAGGGCUGUGAUGCCCGAAGUGGCAUGGGUCUGUAUGAAGGACUGGACUGGCUCUCAAGGCAACUAGUAGCUGCUGGAGUGCUGGAUGUGGCUUAAUUUCACAACAGAUGCAAUUAAGUUUUAACAUAGCUAACUUAUUUGCAUGAUUUUGGAUGUUGUAACAAGGUCUGCAUUGUAAAGAUGAUGGCAACUCUUGUAUAGAACUGUGGUUACAGAAAAAAUCCUGAUUCACGUCCAGUCAGAGAUUGGGGAAUUGGUACAGUGAUUUGUGCAAUUGCUGUAGUUUUUUAAAAACAUGGUAGUGUAAUGAACCAAUGUGUUGGGCUGGAUGCAGGGUUGCCAUGGAAUUAUAUUUGAAAUCUAUGAAAGUAGGUUAUUACUUCCCGUUUGAAACUUUUUCUGCUAAAACGUGCUAAAAUUGGUCUGAGACUUGCAAUAAAGUCACAAUAGUUACUUUAAUAAUAUAAUAAACAUUUUACUUAUCCCAAAAGCCUCUUAGAAACCUUGAGCUGCACAGAAUAACAAACAAAACUCUAGCUGCUCAUGAGUAACCAGUGGUGCCACUUCUAAUACAUUUUUAAAAGGCAUUAGCUUAGACUUGUAUAAAACUCCAUGGUAAGAAACUACAGAAGGAAAGGGUUCCCCAUUGUAAGCUAUUAAAAGGAGGGGGCUGUAGAACUAGAAGACAGUGAGCCCGUUUCCUGCCUUGGAUCUUGCAGUUUUGGUGGGCGAUAGCAUUGUUUGACUACCAUUAGUAAUAAAAGGUAGAAGAAAGCAAAAGUAUGCAUAUUGAAAAGUCACGUUUUGUUCAUAAAUAAAUCAUUUUAGCUCAUUGAUAUAGAUGGGAGUUGUGUGUGCAUGCUCAAGAUCUUAUUUGUUUUUAGAGAUUAAACUUCAUCCUCAAGCUGAAUGAAGAUAAAAACUUCCUAAAGAAGCUGUGUAUUGAACUGUCAUUUCAGCUAUGUAUUUUACAUGUCAUGCUUCCAGAAAAAGGCAUUAGACUUAAAAUAUUGAAUAACCUGCUGUAAAAGCAGGGCACGCUAAUUAUAACUCUUACUUGGAACAGCAGAUUGUAAAAUCUGAUGGAAACUUUCUGUAUUUAGAUUCUAGUCAUUCUUUACAUACUGCAUCUUCUGCGUGUAACUGUCACUAAUGCCUCUAUUUUCAAGGAUUAUUCAUUCAUAAACCAGUAGAACCUUGGAGGCGUAUCUUGGUUUAAAUUUAGAGGGGGCUGGAAUAGCUUACUGAUGUCUCAUCUUCUGCUGCACACACAGUUCUGAUCACUGUUAAUCUGUGUGCUAUGCACACCUAGUAUAGAAUCCUCUGUCCCCUCGUUAACUGUAUGACCCUCUGAAUCGAAGAGGUCAUCUACUAGCAUGGAGUAGAAGUAGCAUGGAGAGGGUUUAGACAUGGCCAGUGGAUUGAAACUGCAUAUCCCUAAGCUGGCAGCAUCUAUUGGUGUUGGGAGGAAAUUGUACUGCAGAAAUAGCAGCUUUGCCUUACAAAUGGGCCCAGUUUCUUUCUUGUUUGCUUGGGUGGAAGCCCUAAACUUCUCCCUAACCCCCCCCCCCCCCCCCCAUGGUAAUCAUUUGCAGCUGUGGCCGUUUUAUUGCAUUCAUAUAUAUUUUGUAGUAAUAUCCCACUACGUACUUCAGUAAAGCAAAGAAUGUAUAAAAUAAUUUAGUGCAUUUGCACUUUUUCUUUCAAGAGGAAGCAGUUCUGGUAACUACUUCCUCCUAAUGACACUUGUUUAUAGUUGCCUUUCUUCCUUAAAUUUCAUAUUAUUGAUGUUAAACAUAGCUUCAGUUUUAGCAAGAAUUUAACUUACAACUAAAGGGAUAAGCUUCACUAUUCUAAAACCAUGGAUGCCAAAUUAAAGCUUGUAGUAUUUUAGAAAUGGCUUAAAUUUCAUACACAUUGGAAAGCUGAGAGGGAGGCUAAACUUUUCUCUCAGAACCUGAGAAUAAAUAUUGUGCUUAGUUUACAGUAGCUGAAAGGUUUUUGCUGCUGUAAGCAAACUGAACAUUGUUCACACUUUCCAGCCUGCAAUUUCUUUGCACAGUAGUUAGUUGGCUGCCCCAGCUGACUACGUGCAUGGCCUGCUUUACAGAUCCAGCUCAUAUCUGGUUGACUGACUGCCCUGUCAUAAUUCAAAUGCGCCUAGCAGAAGUUGUUUAGAACAGAUGCUUGCUGGAAGACUCUUAAUGAUGAAAACGUAUUAAUUUUUUAAACUUUAUUUUACUUAUUAGUACAUCCUUAUUCUUCAGUGGCUUCAGUUGUACAUGCUCUCAAACUCUGCUGUUACUGUUCUAGCUUUCUCUUGUUACUGUUUUAAAGCACUCAACAAACCCAGUCUGUUUGGUAAGAGCUUGUAGAGAAUUACAUAUUUGGGGAAGAAUGUGUUAGUCUCAUUUUGAGUACAAAAGGAUUUUGUGAUAAGUGUGGGAUGCUUGCGUAAAAGUGUUUUUUCCAUGGAAAUUAUUUAAUGUGACUGAUUCAAGUAACUGUGAAAAACAGGUGUUGCAUUUGUCUGUGAACUCAAGUGUUUUCUUGUAUCAUAAAUUAAUGCUAUAUAUAAACUAUUUCAGUUGUAAAUUAA